AUGCUGGCGUCGACACUCACUCUUCCAACCAGCAGAGAGAGGAAGAAGAAGAAGCAGAAGAAGAAAAGAAAAAAAGAGCGAAAAGAUCGAGUGCACACAACGAGUGACUUCGGUGCGAGACAAGAGAAGAGGGUGGAGGAGGAGGAGGAGGAGGAGGAGGAGAGGGUAAAGAGGGAGGGUAGAGCAGAGAGUCGAGACGGGGAGAGCGAAGAAAAGGGAAAAAAGGGCGGCAAAGGACAAGCAAGAAUAAGAAAAGAAAAGAAGCAAAAAAGGUGA
Messenger RNA from Trichophyton verrucosum HKI 0517, 276 nucleotides. RefSeq lists its product as uncharacterized. The record is from RefSeq and is a predicted model, not a curated record. The transcript has 2 exons. Lineage: Eukaryota; Fungi; Ascomycota; Eurotiomycetes; Onygenales; Arthrodermataceae. Bases 1 to 276 code for a protein of 91 amino acids.